GAGCUGGAGAGAGAGAGAGAGAGAGAAGGAGAGAGAGGAGCUGCCGCACCCUUUCUACACCUCCUGGGACUUUCAGGUUACUCCGCUCAGGUAACAGCCACUGAAACUACCGGAAGAAGGAGAAAAGUCCAAAGGUGACGGAGAAGAACGAAGACGUUUAUUUUUGUGGGACUUAAAACUGGAGCUUCGAUAGAGACAGAAACAAAUAUAUAAUAGUUAACUUUUUUCCUCGCUUUCUUUCUUUUUAUUUUGCCCCUCUGUCGUUGUUUUUCCACUUUGUGCUCAGAGCGCGUUAAAAAUCAGGGGAGGACUUCCCAGGUGCGCCAUCAAGGCGAGAUCUAAUCCGGAUAACUAUACUUGCUGGACGGGGUCAGAGGCAGCAAAAGACUGUAGAUGUGCAUCCACUGCUCCAGUGAAGUCCACAGACUUUCAGAGUUUUGGGUAACUCCAUGGUUCAGCUGAUGGCAUGCCAGUCUCCAGUCCACCAAAUGGGGCGAGUCUGAGCGGUGUCCACCUCUUCUGCUCCGUAACAUUAACACCGCCCUCCUCUCUGUGCUCUUCAGCUUUUGUCUGAUCCCACACCCAGCUCGCAUCUCAGGAUGGGUAACAUAACCGGGCCGUGCCACAACAACGAGACCAUCGAAUUUUUCUACAACAGCAGUGGAAAGUCCAUCAAUACCGAAUGGCAAAAGCGUGACUAUGUGAUUGUCACACUGGGCAUGCUUGUUUCCUUCAUUGUUAUUUUUUCAAACUUUUUGGUCAUAGGAGCCAUUUUCAAAAACAGAAGGUUUCACUUUCCCAUCUACUACUUGCUGGGUAAUAUGGCUUUGGCAGACCUCUUUGCAGGUGUUGCAUAUAUCCACAUGAUGCUGCAUACUGGUCCCUGGACCAUUAAGCUAUCAAGGAAUCAGUGGUUUGCUCGUCAGGGGCUGAUCAACACCAGCUUGACAGCCUCAGUCCUCAGCCUCCUGUUUGUGGCCAUGGAGCGACACCAGACCAUCUUCAACGUCCAGCUGCACAGCAGCAUGAGCACUCGGCGGGUUUUCAUAGUCAUGCUCUUAAUUUGGCUGGUGGCAAUAAUCAUGGGCCUUGUUCCCCAAAUGGGUUGGAACUGCAUAUGUGAACUGGAUCAAUGCUCCACCAUGGCACCGCUGUACCACCGCAGCUUCCUGAUAUUCUGGGCCGUGCUUAACUUGCUGACCUUCUCCAUCAUGGUGGCUGUGUACACCCGGAUCUUUCUCUAUGUGAGGCACAAGGGCAGGCAGAUGUCUCAGCACACCUCGUCAGCAAGGCAGAGAGAAACCAUGAUGAAUCUGAUGAAGACGGUCACCAUGAUCCUGGGCUGCUUUGUGGUCUGCUGGACGCCUGCCCUGGUUGUGCUGCUGCUUGAUGGUCUGAAGUGUGAAAAGAAAAUUGUGCUAGGCCUUGAGAAGUACUGCCUGGUGCUGGCCGAGUGCAACUCCUUUGUCAACCCCAUCAUCUAUUGCUUCAGGGACAAAGAUAUGAGGAGGACCUUCAAGGAGAUCCUGCGCUGCAUGUGGCGGAGGAACCGCAAACACUGCACUUCCUGUAAAGCGUUAACCAGAAUUUCAAUAAGAAAUCUGUUUCCAAAAGUUGAAUGUGAACAAACACAUGCUGAGAACACCUCUUACAGAGGUCCAGAACACAGAACUCAUUCAACACGGUGAACUUGUGUAAAAUGGGGACUUAUCAUUUGAUACUCUUCUGUUUUUUUUUUUUUUUUUGGUAUUAUUUUUUUGUUUGUUUUGUUUUAACCAGGCUCUGCUGGUUGUGUGUUUCCUUCUUUCAGUUCCUCUCUCACACUUUAAUCCUGUCAAAUAAAUUCUCACUAUGGAAACGCGGCAGAUGGUGACUUCAGUCAGAAAUGUAGGAACUUGUAAGACAAAUGUUGUCCGGAGACUUAUGAGACAGUGCCUUCUCAGUUUUAUCCUAUUAGUUUCUGUUCAGCUCACAGCUGCAGACCUGUCACCCAGGGUCAAAAUUAACAUUUCUCAAUAUAGCAUCCCCUUUUGUGUGUGCAUGUGUGUGUCUGCCUGGCCAAACCAGACUAAUGUGCACUCAAUGCAAGAUCUUGUUUGCGACUGCUUUGCUUUAACUUUACCGUGUCAAAUGUAAACUAACUUGAGUAGAUUUGGAAUUAAAUCUGAAAAGCGUGCAAUGUCAAACCCUUGCUCGAAUGUGUAGUGUUGGUAAAAUACACACUGCUAUGUGGUGAUGUCAGUGGAGGAAGGUCAAGAGCAGAAGAAUGGACAAGUGGGUGGAAGUUGGGAAGGAACGGCACAUGGCCAAAGAGCAAUGAAAGUGCUUCAUAUCUGAGCUAAAGAUAGAAACAGUAGGGCUGCAAAAAAUUUGUUGCCAGUGAAUGUAUCAGUUUAUUCAUUGUUCAUGUGUUGAAUACCAAAGAUUUGCCUAAAUAACUGACAGUGCUUUAGUCAGUUUUUCUGUCUGAACUCCAAAGAAAUUAAAUAAAUUAGCACUGGUUAGACUCUGGUCUAAAUAACUAAGUAAUCAAUUAAAUUUUAUUUAUAUAGCACCAAAUCACAGCAAACAGUUGCCUCGAGGGGCUUUUUAUUGCAAGGUAAAGACUCUACAAUAAUCCAAUGAUGACAUUACCAUAGAUGCCAUCCAGUGAGUAACUAGUGGUAAAGUAGGCGUUCUUGACUGAAUUUCUUGUAGGAGCAUUUCCAAAUACGCCAAUAAAUAUAUUUCGCGCCAAAGCUAAAUGUAUUUUACUCCACACGUGUUAAACGUAGAAACUAAAAAGAAGUACGAAAAACAAGAAUGUUUGAUAUGGAGUCAGGCACCACUACACUUUAAAUCCGUGGUUGAACUCAGUGUUUUUAAUCUACCUCCACGUGCACGGCUUUGCCUUCAUGCCUUAUUUCUGAGCAAAGGAUGGGGCUCAUUUUCAUAAAACAUGUAUGAAAGAUGGAAGCCAUCAUCACGGUGUAGCAUUGGUUUGGGAUCUCAUAUUUGGAGGCUCUGUUUUAGCCUUUAGGGUCAUCACCCAUUGAUGAAUUUAGUCACUAAAACUGAAGCACAGACUUUCAGGCUAUUGGUACAUUAACUGCACAGCAAGCCAUGCUGUUUCUUGGAUAAUUAAUUCUAAAUGCUCCAAGAGCGCCAACACAACAAUUUCAAGCUGAAAGAAGGCGUAGCAGACAACUAGCGUUCUAGUGGACAUCCAGCUCUCAUUCAAAGCAGCCACAACCAUGAUAAUUCCUAACUUUAAAAGUUGCUACAGUUAUGCAAGAAAAGGUGACCAUGUAAGGGGAAAUUAGCCAUCACAACCAAAGUCUUUUUUUUUGUUUUUGUUUUUUUCUUCUCAAUCUUAUUUUGGAUAUUUGAACAUAGGAGUCUGAGGAUUGACUUUCCUGGAGUCAGCCUCAAGUGGCCAUUUGAGGAACUGCAGUUUUUGGCAUUGGCUUCAUUUUUGCAUCCCAGAGUUUGUAGCUGGGAAAGAAACUCCUCAUGUUCAGGUUGCUGCUUUGCCCUCUGUCAACAUUCAUUAACAUUUAAGGUCAAAGUGCCACACUCAGCCUAAAAUUAAAGUUUGAAAUUUCAGUUUUCUCAUAACCUGCUCAAAAUUCAGUUCCUGUUAACAGUAGGUGUGGCAGCCCGAUAAUUUCUUUACAAAAUGCGUGUGCGUGCAAAACAUCUUUGUGUGUUCACAUUGUGUCCUGUACUUUAUGCAGAAUAAUGGCCACAAAUAUAAUUCCAUGCAUAUGCACUUUUAUCCAGCCAAGAUGUCAAAUUUUCCAUGAGGCAAACUUUUAACAGAUCAAGGAGUGACCUUGACCGAGCUCCUCAAAUCCCAUAACACAAGGUCUUAAUGGCCUCACUGCGUUGUGCUAUAAACAGAGUUUGGAAUUACCCAAAUGCCUGGAAUUAUCCUGUUGCCUGAUGCAACUGUUGCUUAGUUUAUGCUGACCACAACAUUUCUACCCAUGUCCUCUGUGCAGUUCAUUAUUAUUAUUCUUUAUUAUUCAUUGUUAGUCUGUGUGUGCGUGUGUUUUUAGUUUGUGUACUCGUGUUGUGCCAUCUUAAACCAGUCCGGAUGUGGUGGCUGCUGGUUAAUGGGUCAUGCUUCUUACAUUUCCUCUGACUUGCUACUCUGGCGUGUGUGUGUGUGUGUGUUCAAAGAAUACAUUCUCCUUACAGAGGAAGUGCUGCAAGGAGUGUUAUCUUGUUAGUGUGCACGUUCAUGUUUGAGUGUGAGAUGGUGAUGGCAUUUUUAUUUGUUUCAAGUCAUAAAGAUCAAAGAGAGGCAAGAAGUGUGUGGCGUUUGUCUGCAGCAUGUACUGAGAAAUGCUGUGACUCAUGAAGUUAGACUUUUUAUGGAGCACGACAUUAACUGUAAACACUCCUGAUUAUUACAAGAAUCUAUCAAAGAGGACAACAUUGUGUGUGUGUGUGUCUACAUAUAUGUAUUAUAUAUUUUCCCAUUAUAUAUAUAUUUUGUCAUUAGAUUUCAAUUAAAUCAAAAACACUUAUUUUCAUAUUAUAGGUGUACUUUUUGGUAUUGGUUUAGGGAUUCAGGAACUUUGUCACAUUACUUUUGGGCUCAUUUUUGUACUUGUUUACGACUAAUAAGAAUAAAUGCACCAUCUGUGUACAUCUGUGAUUUGUUUGGUCAUGUCUGUCUGCCUGCUGUGUCCGCUGCUUUGCGGUAACCGCUGAAAUUUACAAUUAUAAACAUGGCGGGCCGUGUGGAAAUGCUUCCUCUUGUAUAAAUAUGAAUUUCAUCUUUCUAACUGCUUAUUUUUGCUCUUUUUGCUAGUUUGGAUAUGACUAACCCAUGUUUUUUCUUCUUUCACAUCUUCUCUGCUGCACCUAAAUCCCAUUCCUUAUUAUUAUUUUUAUUUUAAUUUAUUUUUUUAACAUUUCACUCUCCUGCUUCUUUUACCUCAUUUCAACUCUUGCCUCAUAUUCUGUCUCUCCACCU
Archocentrus centrarchus (flier cichlid) is the source of this 4966-nucleotide messenger RNA. Its product is annotated as lysophosphatidic acid receptor 2-like. Gene Ontology annotation, molecular function: lysophosphatidic acid receptor activity. The record is from RefSeq and is a predicted model, not a curated record. The transcript has 5 exons. Lineage: Eukaryota; Metazoa; Chordata; Actinopteri; Cichliformes; Cichlidae. Gene Ontology annotation, cellular component: membrane. Bases 600 to 1688 code for a protein of 362 amino acids. Gene Ontology annotation, biological process: G protein-coupled receptor signaling pathway.